This is a messenger RNA of Homo sapiens (human), 2820 nucleotides long. RefSeq names its product KLF transcription factor 2 (gene KLF2). Gene Ontology annotation, cellular component: nucleus; chromatin. Bases 99 to 1166 code for a protein of 355 amino acids. Gene Ontology annotation, biological process: cellular response to interleukin-1; response to laminar fluid shear stress; negative regulation of interleukin-6 production. Gene Ontology annotation, molecular function: DNA-binding transcription factor activity. NCBI's taxonomy places the organism in Eukaryota, Metazoa, Chordata, Mammalia, Primates, Hominidae. The record is from RefSeq and is marked reviewed. The transcript has 3 exons.
ACAGAGCCGUCCCCGCCCGCCCGCGCCCCGACCAGCCCGGCCUCGGGCAGCCACUCACCGGUGUCCCCGUCCGCGUCCUUUCUCCCCGGGUCCCGGCCAUGGCGCUGAGUGAACCCAUCCUGCCGUCCUUCUCCACUUUCGCCAGCCCGUGCCGCGAGCGCGGCCUGCAGGAGCGCUGGCCGCGCGCCGAACCCGAGUCCGGCGGCACCGACGACGACCUCAACAGCGUGCUGGACUUCAUCCUGUCCAUGGGGCUGGAUGGCCUGGGCGCCGAGGCCGCCCCGGAGCCGCCGCCGCCGCCCCCGCCGCCUGCGUUCUAUUACCCCGAACCCGGCGCGCCCCCGCCCUACAGCGCCCCCGCGGGUGGCCUGGUGUCUGAGCUGCUGCGACCCGAGCUGGAUGCGCCGCUGGGGCCCGCACUGCACGGCCGCUUUCUGCUGGCGCCGCCCGGCCGCCUGGUCAAGGCCGAGCCCCCUGAAGCGGACGGCGGCGGCGGCUACGGCUGCGCCCCCGGGCUGACCCGUGGACCGCGCGGCCUCAAGCGCGAGGGCGCCCCGGGCCCGGCGGCUUCGUGCAUGCGAGGUCCCGGGGGCCGCCCCCCGCCGCCGCCCGACACACCGCCGCUCAGCCCCGACGGCCCCGCGCGCCUGCCCGCGCCCGGUCCGCGCGCCUCCUUCCCGCCGCCUUUCGGUGGCCCUGGUUUCGGCGCGCCCGGGCCCGGCCUGCAUUACGCGCCGCCUGCGCCCCCAGCCUUCGGUCUCUUCGACGACGCGGCCGCCGCCGCGGCAGCCCUGGGCCUGGCGCCCCCCGCCGCCCGCGGUCUCCUCACGCCGCCUGCGUCCCCGCUGGAGCUGCUGGAGGCCAAGCCAAAGCGCGGCCGCCGCUCUUGGCCCCGCAAACGCACCGCCACUCACACCUGCAGCUACGCGGGCUGCGGCAAGACCUACACCAAGAGUUCGCAUCUGAAGGCGCAUCUGCGCACGCACACAGGUGAGAAGCCCUACCACUGCAACUGGGACGGCUGCGGCUGGAAGUUUGCGCGCUCAGACGAGCUCACGCGCCACUACCGAAAGCACACGGGCCACCGGCCAUUCCAGUGCCAUCUGUGCGAUCGUGCCUUCUCGCGCUCCGAUCACCUGGCGCUGCACAUGAAACGGCACAUGUAGCCGGGACGCCCCCGCCCACCUGCGCGCGGCCGUGGCGGGUCCCACGCGCCGGGCGCGGCCCCCUCCCAAACUGUGACUGGUAUUUAUUGGACCCAGAGAACCGGGCCGGGCACAGCGUGGCUACAGAGGGUCUCCCUCGAUGACGACGACGACGACGCCACCACCCCAGCCCCCGUCUGUGACUGAAGGCCCGGUGGGAAAAGACCACGAUCCUCCUUGACGAGUUUUGUUUUUCAAAAUGGUGCAAUAAUUUAAGUGGCAUCUUCUCUCCCACCGGGUCUACACUAGAGGAUCGAGGCUUGUGAUGCCUUGUGAGAAAUAAGGGCCUUAAUUUGUACUGUCUGCGGCAUUUUUUAUAAUAUUGUAUAUAGUGACUGACAAAUAUUGUAUUACUGUACAUAGAGAGACAGGUGGGCAUUUUUGGGCUACCUGGUUCGUUUUUAUAAGAUUUUGCUGGGUUGGUUUUUUUUUUAAUUAAAAAGUUUUGCAUCUUUUAAAAAAAAUCACAGCACUGGUCUGGUUGCUUGGAACUGGGGCCUUGGGGCACUUGGGAGGAGGGGGGAGCGGAGAGUUUGAUGGAGGGCAGCCCCACUAAAGCAUCGUGUGCAGUGGGUCCUGCGUCUGCCAGCACCGGGACUGCCAGCUGCUGUGCCUGCCUGCCAGGAACCUGUGGGUUUUUCUGUAAAUUUAGACACUGCAUUUUAGGACUGAGGGAGGGUUAUUUUAAGGUUGUUCUUUGAGCCAUAAAUUGCCUCUUUGCCCCACAGCUGGGGAAAGUGCUGGUCCCACUGACGUGGCCUCCUCUACGUUGAAAAAAAUAAAACUACUUACCUCUUCCUGGAAGCCUCUGAGGUUUUAGCCAAAUUUCUGGAGUGCCAGCUCUAUAUUUUUAUUUUUAUUUUUAAAGGGGGUUAACCUGCUGAGUUUCUGGCAUGUUCUGCCCUUUACUCGUCUCGACAUUUAGCAAGUCUUUUCUUAAGGGGUGAGUUCCCCAUUCUGCUAGCGGAAAACAGUGAAACCUGCAUUCGAGGGCCAUGCAUGAAGCUCUUUUCCAGAUGAGGAAACGGAGGCCCGGAGAGGUAGCGGCAGGGUGGUGGAGUUGGGUUGUUAGCCUGCUCUGUCUGCCUCCAAGGGUCCCUGAACCCCACUGGAAGGGAGUGGUAGCUUUCUACAAUGACCCACCUGUUGUGUGCAUUGGAAGGCUAGGAGAGCCUCCUCCCCUGUAGGUCUCCUGGUGCAAAAAAUUCACUGCCUCAAUGGUAGGAGGUGACCAGUCUGGAAACCCACCUGGAGAGCAGAGGAGACCCCUAAAUCCCACCACCCCAAGUGUCUCAGGCAAGGAGGUAUCUCUCCCCCCAGAUUUCACCUGCCACCCCUCACCUUCCCCAUUCUCAGGGGCCCCGGGUAACCAUGACCACCAACCAUUGCACAAGUUUCCAGAAAGUGAAAAUAGCUCGUAAGCAGCGCCUGCUUUAAAACACUCUCACCCCGUUGCGACAGAGGCUGGGAUUUCCUCCCUCCCUGCAUCCUUCCUCCUCCCCAACUACGGCAGCCCUGGAAACAGCUGAGAGGUGUUUGGUAAUCCACGAAAAGCAGAAAUACGAUUUGACAAUCUGAUUCAUUUUCCGAGAGUAAAUAGCCUGGCCUCACUUCC